Messenger RNA from Larimichthys crocea (large yellow croaker), 775 nucleotides. It is a transcript of the gene lamtor3, whose product is annotated as late endosomal/lysosomal adaptor, MAPK and MTOR activator 3. Gene Ontology annotation, cellular component: Ragulator complex. Gene Ontology annotation, biological process: positive regulation of TOR signaling; cellular response to amino acid stimulus. Bases 155 to 529 code for a protein of 124 amino acids. The record is from RefSeq and is a predicted model, not a curated record. The transcript has 7 exons. Lineage: Eukaryota; Metazoa; Chordata; Actinopteri; Sciaenidae.
GUGCAUUACGUGCAGUGCUGCGGCUGCGCAGUCCGGACUCUCGUGAGCCGGAAACACAACAUGUGUGUCAUGUGAUCUGUGCCCCUUGUGCUGCAUGUAGCUGUCAGGUAAACAGACAGAAGCUGCCUGAUAACACGACGAGACACUGACCACCAUGGCUGAUGAUUUGAAGAGAUACCUGUACAAACAGCUGCAGAGUGUCGAAGGUCUUCAUGCCAUUGUGGUGACCGACAGGGACGGAGUCCCCGUUAUUAAAGUUGCCAAUGACAACGCCCCGGUCCACGCACUGAGACCUGGCUUCUUGUCCACUUUCGCGCUGGCUACAGAUCAGGGCAGCAAGCUGGGCCUCUCCAAGAACAAGAGCAUCAUCUGCUACUACAACACCUACCAGAUCGUGCAGUUCAAUCGGUUACCACUGGUCAUCAGUUUUAUUGCCAGCAGCAGCGCCAACACAGGUCUCAUCAUGAGUCUGGAGAAGGAGUUGGCUCCUCUAAUAGAGGAGCUGAGGCAGGUGGUGGAGGUGACAUAAUCCAUGAGAGUCAGGACAACCCGGAGCAGGAUGCACAGCAGAAUCACCACAUCCUGCUCUGUCAUGGUGCAUUCAUGUCCCCCGGGUUAACAUUCAAAUCAUAAUAAUUUGAAAUAGCUUUUUGUUCUGGUGACUUUGCUUUCUGCUGUCUUCUCUAGAAUUGUAGGUGCAUUUUCACAGCUAAGAGUUUUUACGUCAAAUCAAAUGUCAUGAAGUCUGAAUAAAUGUUUCAUUUUUAGCACCUAA